Molecule: messenger RNA, 4320 nt
Organism: Chionomys nivalis (European snow vole)
Lineage: Eukaryota; Metazoa; Chordata; Mammalia; Rodentia; Cricetidae
Gene: Adamts13
Product: ADAM metallopeptidase with thrombospondin type 1 motif 13
Exons: 29
Coding region: 1-4266 (1421 amino acids)
Biological process (GO): proteolysis; extracellular matrix organization
Cellular component (GO): extracellular matrix
Molecular function (GO): metalloendopeptidase activity
Source: RefSeq, a predicted model, not a curated record
AUGAGCCAGCUGUGCCUAUCGGUGUCACGUCAAAUGUUUCGUGCUGCCAGUAUCAGAGGAGCUCUCACGGGUGCCUUCUUCAUUCUGAGCUGCUUUGGGCUCUCUGAUUUCCAGAAGAGUUUUCUUCAAGAUCAGAAACCCAAGGAGGCAUCCUCUAACUUUGGGCACCAUGCUGCUGCAUUCACAGGCCGUCCUUCCUCUCUCCUCCAGAGACUGAGAUGGAGAAGGACUUUGGGGGACAUUCUGCACCUAGAACUGCUGGUAGCUGUGGGUCCCGAUGUCCACCAGACUCACCGGGAGGACACAGAACGCUAUGUGCUCACCAACCUCAAUAUUGGGUCAGAGCUGCUGAGGGACCCAUCCCUGGGGGCUCAGUUCCAGGUGCACCUGGUGAAGCUGAUCAUUCUCUCUGACUCAGAGUGUACUCCAAAUAUCACGACCAACAUCACCUCAUCCCUGAUGAGUGUUUGUGAGUGGAGCCAGACAAUCAACCCCCACGAUGACCAGGAUCCGAGUCAUGCUGACCUGAUUCUCUAUAUAACCAGAUUUGACCUGGAGUUGCCUGAUGGUAACAAGCAAGUUCGGGGGGUCACCCAGCUGGGAGGUGCCUGCUCCCCGUCCUGGAGCUGCCUCAUCACUGAGGACACUGGCUUUGACCUAGGGAUCACCAUUGCUCAUGAGAUUGGGCACAGCUUCGGCCUGGAUCACGAUGGUACUCCAGGCACUGGCAGCACCUGUGAGGCCAGUGGUCAUGUGAUGGCGUCUGAUGGCGCAAUGCCUGCUGGAGGGGCCCUAAAGUGGUCCGCCUGUAGCCAAAGGCAGCUGCGGCACCUGCUCAGCACAGGGCAAAUACACUGCUUCGGGGACCCGCCUGGGAUGCAGUCAGGGCCUUCACGGCACCAGCUUGUGGCACAGCCUGGCCUCUACUACAGUGCAGAUGAUCAGUGCCGUGUGGCUUUUGGCUCUGGGGCUGUCGCCUGCACCUUCUCCAGGGAGGGUCUGGAUGUAUGCCAGGCUCUGUCCUGCCACACAGACCCGCUGGACCACAGCAGCUGCAGCCGGCUCCUUGUUCCUCUCCUGGAUGGGACAGAAUGCGGUGUGGAGAAGUGGUGCUCCAAGGCUCGCUGCCGCUCCCUAGCCGAGCUAACCCCUGUGACAGCAGUACAUGGACGCUGGUCUAGCUGGGGGCCCUAUAGUCCUUGUUCUCGUUCCUGUGGAGGAGGUGUGGUCACCAGGAGACGGUGGUGCAACAAUCCCAGGCCUGCCUUUGGGGGACGUCCAUGUGUGGGUGAGGACCUCCAGGCUACGAUGUGCAACACACAGGCUUGUGAGAAGACUCAGCUGGAGUUCAUGUCCGAGCAGUGUGCCCAGACUGACAGCCAGCCACUGCACCUUCCCCAAGGCAGUGCCUCCUUCUACCACUGGGACACCGCUGUGCGGUAUAGUCAAGGGGACACUCUGUGCAGACACAUGUGCUGGGCUGUUGGAGAGAACUUCAUUGUGAGCCGUGGAGGCAGUUUCCUAGAUGGGACCCGUUGUGUGCCAAGUGGUCCUCGGGAAGAUGGGACCCUGAGUCUGUGUGUGUUGGGCAGCUGCAGGACCUUUGGCUGUGAUGGCAGGAUGGACUCCCAGAAGGUUUGGGAUGCGUGCCAGGUGUGCGGAGGAGACAACAGCACAUGCAGUCCACAGAAUGGCUCUUUCACGGCUGGGAGAGCCAGAGAAUAUGUCACGUUCCUGACAGUUACUCCCAACAUGACCAGCGUACGCAUCGUGAACCGCAGGCCUCUCUUCACACACUUGGCGGUGAGGACCCAGGGGCACUACAUCGUGGCAGGGAAGACCAGCAUCUCACCUAGCAUCAUAUACCCUUCCCUUCUGGAGGACUGCCGUGUGGAGUACAGAGUGACCCUCACUGAGGACCAGCUGCCCCACUUAGAGGAGAUUCACAUCCGGGGACCUGUCCGGGACGAUGUGGAGAUCCAGGUGUACAGACGAUACAGAGGGGACUAUGGGGAUCUCACACACCCAGACAUCACCUUUACCUACUUUCAACCGAAGCAGCGGGCCACUUGGGUGUGGACUGCUGUGCGUGGAGCGUGCUCAGUGAGCUGUGGGGCAGGGCUGCGCUGGGUGACCUACAGCUGCCAAGAUCAAGCUCAAAACAAGGGGGUGAAUAGCUCCCUGUGCCAAGGGAGCCCACAGCCACCUGCAUGGCAAGAGCCCUGUGUCCCUGCCCCCUGCCCUCCAUAUUGGACAACUGGAGACUUCAGCCCGUGUAGCGUGUCCUGUGGCGGGGGUAUUCGGGAGCGGCUAGUGCACUGUGUGGAGGCCCAAGAUGGUUUCUUAAGGUCACUGCCACCAGCCCAGUGCAAAGCGGUGGCCGAGAAGCCAGCCCCAGAGGUGGAAAGUUGCAACUCCCAGCCGUGUCCUACCAGAACAGAGGUAUCAGGCCCUGACCCUUGCCUGCCCACCUGUGAAGAUCUGACCUCAAGAAAUGUGACAUGUGUGCCCAGAGUGGGUGACUUGCAGGACACAGCCGCUGCAGGUCCCUGUCUCACAGAAGAGACUGCACCUACGGUGGAGCCCUGUUUCAGGACUACAUGUUCUCCAGGUUGGGGCCAGCUGGACACUGUGUCUCUGGGAGAGGAGGCUCCAACCGCUGCGGGCAGUGACAAGCCAGGAGCUCAGGCAGUGCAUGUGUGGACUCCUGUGAUGGGGCUGUGUUCCACCUCUUGUGGGCGAGGUCUGAUGGAGUUGCAUUUCCUGUGCAUGGAUUCUGUCCUCAAGAUGCCUGUCCAGGAAGAGCUAUGUGACUUGGCCAGCAAGCCUUCGAGUCAGUGGGAGGUCUGCCAGGCUGGCCCAUGUCCUGCUAGGUGGCGUUAUAAGCUGGCAGCCUGUAGUGUGAGCUGUGGGGGAGGGCUUGCACGGAGAAUCCUGUACUGUGCCCAGGCUCAUGGAGAGGAUAACGAUGAAGAGAUCCUGCCUGAUACCCAGUGCCAGGGGUUGACUCGUCCCGAGCCCCACGAGACCUGCAGCCCGGAGCCCUGUCCUCCCAGAUGGAAAAUCCUGUCCCUUGGCCCGUGCUCAGCCAGCUGCGGCCUUGGCACUGCUACACGAAUGGUGGCUUGCAUGCAGCUUGACCAAGGCCAUGACAGUGAGGUGGAUGAAGCUUUCUGUAAGGCUCUGGUGCGGCCCCAGGCCAGAGUCCCCUGCCUCAUUACUGACUGUGCCUACCGGUGGCACAUCAGCACCUGGACAGAGUGCUCCGUCUCCUGUGGGGAUGGCAUCCAGCGCCGGCAUGAUACCUGCCUUGGACCCCAGGCCCAAGUGCCUGUGCCAGCCAGUUUCUGCCAGCACCUACCCAAGCCAGUGACAGUGAGGGGCUGCUGGGCUGGACCCUGUGCAGGGCAGGAGACCCCCAGCUCACUGGCCCAUAAGGAAGAUACUCUUUCCAGCCAGACGCAGGCUGCUGUUACUGUUGCUUCUCUGGAGUGGUCCCAGACCCAAACCCAAGGCCACACCCUCUUUCCAGUCUCCCAGUCUCUGGGGAUCCAGGAAAACCUGGAAGAGUAUGGUGCCUGUGGAAGGCAGUACCUGGAACCCACGGGAACAAUUGACAUGCGAGGUCAAGGGCAGGUAGACUGUGUGGUGGCCAUUGGGCGGCCUCUGGGUGAAGUGGUGACUGUCCAAAUCCUCGAGAGCACCCUCAAGUGUAGUGCAGGGGAGCUGUUGCUGCUUUGGGGUAGGUUCACAUGGAGAAAGAUAUGCUGGAAGAUGUCUGGCAUGACUUUCAGCACCAAAACCAACACAUUGGUGGUGAGGCAGAAGAAUCAUGUGCAGCCAGGACGGGGAGUGCUGCUACGGUAUUGGAGCCAACCUGCCUCAGGGACCUUCUACAGAGAAUGUGACAGGCAGCUCUUUGGACCUCGGGGUGAAAUUGUGAGCCCCCAACGGAGCCCAGAUGGGAGGAAUACAAGGAGCUGCCGGCUCUUCAUCAGUGUGGCCCCACAGGCCCGCAUUGCCAUCCGUGCCCUGGCCAGUGACAUGGGCACUGCCUCUGAGAGGAUCAAUGCCAACUAUGUCUCGAUCAGAGAUAUCCACAGCCUGAGGACCACAACAUUUUGGGGGCGGCAGGCACUCUUCUGGGAGUCCGAAGGCAGCGAGGCUGAACUGGAGUUUAGCCCUGGUUUCCUGGAGGCUCAUGCCAGCCUCCAGGGUCAGUACUGGACCAUCCCACAGAGGACGCCGAACAGGACAACAGUCUGACUCUGUCCUAGAGUUCUCUCCAACCGCCAGAAAGGGAGGCAACCCUCCACUUAA